Molecule: messenger RNA, 549 nt
Organism: Rotaria sp. Silwood1
Lineage: Eukaryota; Metazoa; Rotifera; Eurotatoria; Philodinida; Philodinidae
Source: the annotation of a GenBank genome assembly
AUGGAUGAUGAAUCUGAUGAUUCAAUUAUAACUAUGAGUAUGAUUGAAAAAGAACAAGAAACUAUGUCAUUAACAAUUACCACCGAAACAGCAACAACACCAGUUUCUCGUAAAGAAAAGAAAAAAAAAGGUAUUUUUAAAAAAGAUUGGUUAAAUAUAAAAGAAUAUUCACCAUGGUUACAAGAAAUAAAAAAUGAUCCUACAAAAGCUCGAUGUAAAGCUUGUUUAAGAACAUUUAGUGUUCAUUAUGAUGGAAAAACAGCUUUAAAAAAACACAUGAACAGUGAUCUUCAUAAAUCAUGCAUAAAAUCGUUUACUAACACGUCAUCGAUAGUAUUGCCUGCACCUUCUGUUAGUGAAAUACAAAAAAUUUCAGCAAUAGAAGGUACUUUUGUGUACCAUGGUGUUGCUGCUGAAUUACAAAUUAGAAAGAAUGCUAAUAUUUCUUGUAAAGAUUUUUAUAAAUUUAUUUUAUCUCAAGAAGAUUUAUUAAAAAAAAUAGCAUCAAAUGAAAAAUUUGAUAAAAAGAAACGUAUUCUUGAUAAAUGA